UCCCUCUUUCUCUGCUCCCCCUCUCAGAAAGAAAAAUGGCGUCUCCCUCUCUCCUAACACACACCUCCACUUCAAAACCAAUUGCUCUCAUCCGAUGCAAAUCCACCAUCACCGGCACUACUCCCAAACCAACCUCAAUGGCUCGACAGACAGGACGACGUGAAUUAAUGGUGGGGAUUUCUGGAGGACUUAUACUUCCAACAUUGCUUAUUCCAGUGUCCCCAUCUCUCGCGGCUUCUGAUGAAGAGUAUGUGAAAGAGACGGAAGAGGUGAUAAGUAAGAUAAGAUCAACAAUCAAUAUGGAUAAAACCGAUCCAAAAGUAGCUAUGGCGGUGGCCGAACUCAGAGAGGCUUCCAAUUCAUGGGUAGCUAAGUAUAGGAGAGAGAAGGCUUUGUUGGGUCGGGCUUCUUUCCGCGAUAUGUAUUCAGCCCUCAAUGCUGUGUCGGGGCAUUAUAUCAGCUUCGGCCCGACUGCUCCAAUACCCGCAAAGCGCAAAGCUAGAAUUCUAGAAGAGAUGGACACCGCUGAGAAGGCACUUCUCAGAGGAAGGUAGAUGCUCCAAUCUAUAUGGUCGGAAGUUCCUUUUUCACCUUGUUUUUUUUUUUUUUUUUAAAUAUAUAUAUUUUAUUAAUUUCUAGAAUAGAAAAUUAGGUUCAAAUUAUGUAGAGCUUUGAGCCUUGAGAGAUCUGGACUUGAAUUAUCGCAUUUUUUUUUCUUGUAUUGGUUGUUCUUGAAAGAUUCUAUGAAAGGCAGGGGCCAGUUUUCAUGGCAGAAAUUGAAAUGCAAGGAAUACAAUCAGCUCUAU
Magnolia sinica is the source of this 806-nucleotide messenger RNA. Its product is annotated as photosystem II repair protein PSB27-H1, chloroplastic. The record is from RefSeq and is a predicted model, not a curated record. Lineage: Eukaryota; Viridiplantae; Streptophyta; Magnoliopsida; Magnoliales; Magnoliaceae. The coding region runs from base 36 to 554 and encodes 172 amino acids. Gene Ontology annotation, cellular component: chloroplast thylakoid lumen; photosystem II. Gene Ontology annotation, biological process: photosystem II repair; photosystem II assembly. The transcript has a single exon.